UCCCCAGCUUCAUAAUCUGCUUCCUUCCCCUGUUUCAGUCUCAACAAAUAGAAGCACAGGUAUAUAGUCAUGGCAAGGCAACAAAGAUUCAGAGGAGUCAGACAGAGGCACUGGGGAUCUUGGGUCUCUGAAAUUCGGCACCCAUUACUGAAGACGAGGAUCUGGCUGGGGACAUUUGAGACUGCUGAAGAUGCAGCUAGAGCAUAUGAUGAAGCAGCUUGGUUGAUAUGUGGGCCUAGAGCCAAGACUAAUUUUCCAUAUGAUGCUUCCAACAACUCACAGGUUCUUUCAUCUAGCCUGAGAGCUAAGCUACAAAGAUGUUCUGCAGCUCUGCAACAACAGUCCAAACCAACAGCCAAGGAUGUACUGGAAUCAGAAGAGCAAAAGAGGGUGGAUGAUGAGUAUGUUGAAGAGAUGAUUGAAGAGCUUAUCUACUAUGGUUCAGUAGAGUUCUCCUCCUCCCCCUCUUCCUCCUCCUCCUCCUCCUUUUCUACCAGUUCUCCAAACCAAUCAUAUGACUAGGUCUUGAAUUCUAUGGUGAAGGACAGAACAAUAAAAUUUGUACUGUACAGAGAAAAAGAGGAAAGAAAAUGGGGUUUUCUGGGGAAUUUUUACUCUGAAUGUUUGAAAAUUUACUAUAUAAUAUUGGUGCUUGAUCUGUCUUAAGAAUAUCUUAAUACAUCGAUUGGUCAUUUGGGUGUACAAAAAAGACCAUUUUCUA
This is a messenger RNA of Nelumbo nucifera (sacred lotus), 721 nucleotides long. Its product is annotated as ethylene-responsive transcription factor ERF003-like. Lineage: Eukaryota; Viridiplantae; Streptophyta; Magnoliopsida; Proteales; Nelumbonaceae. Gene Ontology annotation, biological process: regulation of DNA-templated transcription. The record is from RefSeq and is a predicted model, not a curated record. Gene Ontology annotation, molecular function: DNA-binding transcription factor activity; DNA binding.